Paramecium octaurelia is the source of this 1683-nucleotide messenger RNA. The record is from the annotation of a GenBank genome assembly. NCBI's taxonomy places the organism in Eukaryota, Ciliophora, Oligohymenophorea, Peniculida, Parameciidae.
AUGAUUAAUAAUAUCUCAGAAUUCUUAAGAAGAGUCGAUUAAUUCGGAGCAAGUUACAAACCGAGCUACGGUUAUGGGGAAGUGCAAUUCAAGACCUCUCUCGGAGGACUGCUCUCAAUUUUAUUAUACGGUGUCAGUUUGGCAUAUUUGCUUUAUGAAUUGAUUUUGUGGAGAUCAGGAUAACUCUUGCCAAAAGUGACAUCCAUAGCAACUGAAAUAGAAACUUAUGCCUUAAACUUUGAUCAAGUAGUUAUUGCUGAAUUCUGUCUGAGAAGACAUAAGAGUAUUCUUGAUUAAAUAGAUCCUUUCGAACCCGAAAACAUGGUAUUGCUUCCAAUGCUAUAUAAAGUUGUGGAGGAUGAACUCUAAACCCCGACGCCUCUCCUAUCUAAAAAACUGUCCCCUAAACAUAAUAUGAUUCUGAUUGAAAUCUAGAACAUAGAACUUGUUAAUAAUGAGCAUGAAGAACUUGAUCAAAAAAACAUUGAAUAUACAAUUAUGUUUGAAGAAUGCGAUCAAACUGUUCUACCAGAAGGCUGGAGUUGUGCUACUGAGGAGAGGGUUAAAGAGUUCUUCAGUUAAAAAUAAAACUAGCUCUACAUUAAGACAUUUGUCAAUUAAUAUAAUACCUCCACUAAAUUGUUGGAUUUAAUUGAGUAGGAUUACUACGCUUCUUUCGACAAUAAAACUACUUAUUUUACGUAAAUGUCGUUAGAGACAUCUAAUGUUUCAGUUGAUACGGGAUUCUUAUUCGAAAGUAUCCAACGACAUGAAUUUCCAAGUCACAUAAUGUCAUAUACCCAAUAAAUGGACUUAGACUACUUUACCCACACUUUUGGUAAGGAUGUGUUCAUUGUAUUCGAACUCGAGCUUGGAACACUACAACAAACAACAUUCAUCGAGUAUCCAAAAGUGUCAGAAGUCUUGGCGAACAUUGGAUCUAUAAUCUCCUUCUUUCUAUUCUUUUCGCAAGUGGCUUAUCUGAUAAAUGAAAAGUCACUUGAAGAUAAAAUAAUUAGAUCCGUUAUAGAAAUGUAUUAUCCUCAAUUUAAGAAUAUUAAGUUCAUAUAAAAUUGGUACACGAAAGUAGUUGGGGUGAAAUAUUAGGAUAAGUCGGUUCCAUUCAAGAAGUUCAUGCAAAAGUAUAAAGACUUAUAAGACAUCGCCAGAUAGAAACUGUGUCUGACUAAUUUUCUAUAUGAAAUCUCCAGAUUGUAGUUUAUUAUACGUUCGAAUUAUGACUCUGAAAUUUUGAGCCAAAGUCACAACAUAGGGAUCAAACUAAACAUACUGGAAUCAUCCCCUGAUCCUGAGGAGAAAUCAGAAAUCCAAUAAAUUAAUAAAGUUCACGAUUUUCACAUAGAAAACGUAGAUGACUAAUCCCUUGAAGAAAUAAGAGUACAUCCUAAUAACAAUGUAAAUUCAAUUAAAAUUCUUUAGAACCCCCAAGUCACUUUGGAUGUCAAUGCACAAAGUGUUCUGAAUAUUGAAUAGCUUUAAAAACCUUAAAGUUUAUUCAUCAGCAAAUCAAAUCUGUAAUUUUCAAACACUUAAAAUAAUGAACAAUUAAAAUUAAACGACGAAGACUUUUACAUCUUAAUGUAAAAUCAAUAAGAAAUAAAAUUUGAAAACUCAAAAUAGUAAUCCACUAUUUAUCUGAAUAAAAUAUAAGAUGGAAAAUGA